Messenger RNA from Aspergillus saccharolyticus JOP 1030-1, 2791 nucleotides. RefSeq names its product tRNA ligase. Gene Ontology annotation, biological process: tRNA splicing, via endonucleolytic cleavage and ligation. The record is from RefSeq and is a predicted model, not a curated record. NCBI's taxonomy places the organism in Eukaryota, Fungi, Ascomycota, Eurotiomycetes, Eurotiales, Aspergillaceae. Bases 207 to 2693 code for a protein of 828 amino acids. Gene Ontology annotation, cellular component: nuclear inner membrane. The transcript has 2 exons. Gene Ontology annotation, molecular function: RNA ligase (ATP) activity; GTP-dependent polyribonucleotide 5'-hydroxyl-kinase activity; ATP binding.
AGCAACUCCAAUUUCCGGCGAGGCUGAUGACGGUGGCUCUUUUCCCUCUACCCUCCGUUCCUGUCUGCUGAGGAACUACUCGGCGACGCACAUCAACGGCCCUUACCUACCUUCGCAACCGUCGGCUUCAGCUCCACGCGCGCAUCCACUUCUCACAACGUCCUAUACCUGCAGUUCAAAAUAUCAGGAAACAUUUUCUCGCAACCAUGUCCUCCGAAAACAUCAAACCGGUCCAGCAGGACAAGCAGGAAGUAGCUCAACUCUGUGAGAGUUUGGAGGAGGCCAGGAAGAGAGGAAAGGCCGAAAGCAAGAGGACAUUCACCUGCAGGAAAUCGACAUUCGAUGUGGCCAAUACCGACGGCAUCAAGGUGAACUCCUGGAAGUUCAUGGACUGGGAUUAUCGACUCCCUAACCUCCCAACUUACGCUCGAGGACUGUUUACCACUCAGAGAAAAGAUGGCACGCAUGAAAUCGCGGUUCGAGGAUAUGACAAGUUCUUUAAUAUCGAGGAAGUUAAUGCGACUAAGUGGCGAAAUAUCGAGAUGAACACGCGGGGACCUUACGAGCUCAGCGUGAAAGAGAAUGGAUGCAUCAUCUUCAUUUCUGGGCUCGAAGACGGAACCCUCUUGGUCUGCAGUAAACACUCGACGGGAGUUCGAAAUGACACGGAAGUGAGCCAUGCUCAAGCCGGUGAACGUUGGGUGGAAAAGCAUGUCAAGUCUGUUGGUAAAACAGUCAAGGAUCUAGCACUAGAGCUGCGCAGACUUAAUGUGACGGCAGUAGGUGAGCUCUGUGACGAUACCUUUGAAGAGCACGUGCUUGCCUACGACGAGACGGCAUCAGGUAUCUAUCUCCAUGGUCUCAACUUCAACGUUCCAAAAUUUGCGACGUGUUCCAGCGCAGAGGUCCACGCAUUCGCCGACUCGUGGGGCUUCAAGAAGGCCAAUUUCGUUGUUUAUGACGACCUCGAUCAAGUCAAAAAGUUCCUUGAGGAAUGCGCUGAGACUGGUACAUGGGAUGGUCGCGAGACCGAAGGAUUCGUGAUUCGCUGCCAGAUGGGUGAAGGUGGCCGUCCUCCCUACCACGAUUGGUUCUUCAAGUACAAGUUUGAGGAACCUUACUUGAUGUACAGGCAGUGGCGCGAGUGCACCAAAGCAAUCAUCGCUGGAAAAUAUCCCAACAUCAAGAAACACAAGAAAAUCACGGAGCAGUAUUUGCAGUAUGCUCGCAGGCAGCUCGCACAAAAUCCGCGCCUGGGAGAGCAGUACAACAAGAACCACGGGAUUAUUGCUAUGCGGGAAGGGUUUCUCAAGGAACGCGGAUUGAACGGCUCUGAAAUCAUCCAGAUGGAAACCGAAGGUUCAAAGGAAGAAGUAACAAGAGACGUUGUCUUGGUCCCUGUAGCUUCCUUGGGAUGCGGAAAGACCACCGUAGGUCUUGCUUUGGUCAAACUGUUCAACUGGGGUCAAGUGCAGAACGACAACAUCCCGAAGCAGAAGAACAAGCCAAAGAAAUUCGCCAUGGAUAUCAACAAGCUGCUUGCCAUACAUCCCGUGGUGGUCGCUGACCGUAACAACCACCAAAAGCGCGAAAGAGAGCAGCUGAUCCAGGAUGUCUCUGCCGGUGUUCCUAGAGCUCGGUUCGUCGCUCUUCACUACGUCCACGACCCGAAGCAAGAGAUGCUCCCGGGCAUUCGAGAGGUCACCAGAAAGCGAGUUCUUGACCGUGGCGACAACCACCAGACGAUCCGCGCGGGCAGCAAGGACACAGAAGAGAUCUUGGGAAUCAUGGAGGGCUUCCUCACUCGCUUCGAGGGAGUGAAUACUGAGCGUGUACCAGACUCGGACUUCGACGAGGUCAUUGAUCUGGAUGUUGCAGCCUCAUCACGAGAGAAUCUUGAGACGGUGGUGAAAGCCCUACACUCCGCCUACCCUAAACUGGUGCCGGAAAUGCCCAGCGCACAGCAGCUCGACGAUGCAAUUCACUGGGCAAUGAACGACUAUCAGGUCGAGCUCGAUCUCAGCUAUGGGUAUAGCUCAGCCAAACAGGUUCAGAAACAGAAGAACAAGAGCAGCAAAACCAGCACGCCUGAUACCGCGGUAGCCCCGAGCCCUGAAGACUUGGCUAAGAAGCUCGAGUACUUCUGCAUCAGUCUUCCGACGAGCGAGAUCACGAAUCUCUUGCAGACGCUGUUUCCCCCAUCUACAGACCCCGAGCGAGCCCGCAUCUACCACCAGCUAUCGGGGUCGCGUCGCAUCCAGCCGGCCUUCCACGUUACAUUGAUCCACCGCGCAUCGAAGAAAGACAGCCCUGAAAUCUGGGAUGUAUACACCCGUCAAUACCUUGAGAAGAUGAAGAGUAAGCCUGAAUACGACCUCACCAUCACACCCAUGCUGGCUCCUGCGCGCGUGCGCCUCGAGCGUCUCAUCUGGGACAAUCGUAUCAUGGCCUUUGUGGCGCGCAUCCUACCCCCCGAAGACGGGAGCCAGGGCGAGUGGCCGUGCGCCAACGAGACCCCUCACGUCACGGUGGGCACCGUUUCUCAGGAGGUUAAACCAAAGGAGAGCAACGAUCUCAUCCGGCGGUGGCACGAAGUUGGGUCCGGCGGCGACACCGGGAUCUGGGAAGCGGAGAUCCCAGGCGUCAAGAUCGUCAAUGGCUCGGUGGGGAUGGUGAUGAGCCGGGGGAAGUGAGAUGCACGAGUUCGAGGAGGGCGAAUCGCGAAGGUACCAACCAGUAGUUGAUACAUGUAUUGCAGUGAUGAGACUCAAGACUCAGACAUAAUCAUAAA